GUCGGCUUCUGAGAGCUGUAGGAUUAUGUAUCCAAAUGCUGAAUUUAUAUUUCCCACUAGGAAAAGACUGACGCUCAGAUGCUUCAGAAAAUUGCUGUUUGUUUACCGCUGGUUCUGCCAACCAACUCAAGAAGGGACCGAUCUAUUCUUUCAUUAAUCAAACGCAGUAUUAUCUUGAACUAAUUAUUCUUCUCCACAUGGCCUUUCUUCUGGUGUCAGCUUAUUUUCUGCUGACUCAUACUCAGGGUGCUCCUGUAGAGAAUGGGGCACUGUUAGAAACACUGAAGUCACAGGUAGGAUUAUUCAGCAAUAAAAGUGAACACUAUUCAGCACAGGUGAGACCUCCUGGCACAAGCCGACGAAUACCUCAGACAAUUAUUAUUGGAGUUCGUAAAGGAGGGACAAGGGCUUUGCUGGAAAUGUUGGAUAUUCAUCCUAAUAUUGUUGUAGCAGCUACAGAAGUCCACUUUUUUGACUGGGAUGAAAAUUAUGUGAAAGGAAUAGACUGGUAUAGGAGUUUGAUGCCAUUUUCGUAUGGAAAUCAAAUUACUAUUGAGAAAACACCAGGCUAUUUUACAUCACCACAGGCUCCAGAAAGAAUUCAUGACAUGAAUAGCUCCAUUAAGCUGCUGCUCAUUCUGAGAGAUCCCACUGAGAGAGUUAUAUCUGACUAUACCCAAGUAUAUUACAACAGAGUAGAAAGUCACAAGCCUGUUCAGCUUUUUGAAGAUAUUGUUAUUAAGAAUGGAGCACUUAAUACCAAAUACAAAGCUAUUCAGAGAAGUUUAUAUGAUGUUCAUAUGGAGAAGUGGCUUAAACAUUUCAGUUUGGAUCAGAUUCAUAUAGUGGAUGGCAAUACUUUAAUCAAGGACCCUCUUCCUGAAUUACAAAAGGUUGAGAGAUUUCUGAAUCUUCCUUCCCGAAUUGUGUCUUCUAAUUUUUAUUUUAACCAAACUAAGGGAUUCUAUUGCAUUCGAAGUGAUGGAAGAGAAAGAUGUUUACAUGAAUCCAAAGGGCGACCCCAUCCUCUUGUUAACAACACUGUUUUAGAACAACUUUAUUCUUACUUCAGAGAGCACAAUGCAAAAUUUUACAGAAUGGUUAAUCAUUCUUUUGACUGGCAUUAAUGCAUUUGCAAUCAAUGCUUCUUUAAAAGGGCCUGAAAAUGAACUCU
Molecule: messenger RNA, 1174 nt
Organism: Lagopus leucura (white-tailed ptarmigan)
Lineage: Eukaryota; Metazoa; Chordata; Aves; Galliformes; Phasianidae
Product: heparan sulfate glucosamine 3-O-sulfotransferase 1-like
Exons: 2
Coding region: 198-1127 (309 amino acids)
Molecular function (GO): [heparan sulfate]-glucosamine 3-sulfotransferase activity
Source: RefSeq, a predicted model, not a curated record